AUGCUUUGGCGCAUAAAUUUUCAACACCACACUCGUAUUAGUCGUGUACCCAAUCGCGUUGAGCGUCAAUGGAGGUUCCUCAUCCUCUCUCUCCUCUUCACUUCUCCCACCUCCACCCAUCAUUCCCCCCCCUUCCUCCUGCUCCUCGACUCACUCUUCUCCCUGUUCAUUCCCGCUUCUUUCCUCACAUACCCAAAAACCUCCGGACGACUUUCUCUCUCCUCAUUCAAGCUCAGCGCCAGUGCCGCAGAGAAGAAGAAGCUCCCAAUUGUCAGUACCAACGGUGGUGAUUUUCGCGUUGCAUGCCGCUUGUGGAGAGCAUGGAGCUGCAAAAGGAAUGAGUCCAGGAAAAGUAUGUUAACAACUCUUCAUGGGUAUCACCAUCCGGUGGCUUUGCUUUCUGCUUCCAACAUAUUGGAACCGGAGAGUACCUGGUAGCCAUCUGGUUCAACAACAUACCCUAAACGGCCUUAGUUUGGCCAGAAAAUGGAGCUACUCUAGCCCCAAAAGGAUCCAAAAUUCAAUUUGCGACAGAUGGGAGUUUCGUGCCCAUUGAGCCGAAAGGGCAGCAGAUAUGGUCUUGAUUUGACCGAUACCAGUGUUUCCCAUGCAGCCAUGCUUUGACACUGGUAAUUUCAUGCUAUCAAGCAACAAGUGCUCUGUUACUCAGUGGCAGAGUUCUGAUAAUGCAACGGACAUGAUAUUGCCAACACAAAUAUUGAGCCAAGGCAUCAGACUUGUGGUCUGUUUCUGAGAAACAAACUACUCAAUCGGAAGAUUCAAAUUCAUUAUGCAGCCGGAUGGGAAUCGCACGCUUUACACCUAAUUAUCUGCCGAGGUAUGUCAACUCUGCUUACUGGGCAACCAUAACUAUUGGCAGUUAAUUUCAGGUGGUAUUCAACCAAUCUGGAUUUUUAUAUCUGGUAGCAAGGUACGAAUGUGUACUUGAUUUCGUAUCUUCAGAUGCUGCUUCAACUAGUCAGUUUUACUACCGUGCGAUUACUGGGCAUGAUGGAGUUCUAAGGCAAAAUGUUUACCCAAAAUCUGCUAACUCAGCCGGUGGAAGGCCUAUGGAAUGGACUAUUUUGUCCUUCAUUACAUUGGAUAUUCGGGAUAUUUGCUUAGUAAUUGGGGAAGCUACAGGAGGUGGUGCUUGUGGGUUCAAUAGCUACUGCAUUUUGCAAAGUGAUCAAAAUCCAAGAUGGGAGUGCCCAUCUGAGUAUGUAUCUUUUGAUCCAAAUGAUGGGUUGAGUGGAUGCAAACCCACAUUUGUUCAACAAAAUUGUAAUGGAGCUUUUUGGUUUCACUGACAUGCCCAAUACAGAGUGGCCUUAUUCUGACGACGAAUGAUAUAGAAUAACAUGAGAAGGUAAUACAUGAAAGACCACAACAUAUCAUGAUAUCACUAAAGACGCAAAAGACCUGGAGAACGGAGUAGAAUCUGGAGAAGAGAAGAAAUCAAGAAAUAGCAGAAAGUUCCAUACUAAUGGAUUUUGACAAAAGUUCACAAAAGAAAUCUCACAAUAUACUUUCAGGUGUUGGGUCAAAAGUGAAGCAUUCAAUUGCAAAGGUGAAGAAAGUCGUAACCUGUAAAUCUUCUCAUCCAAAGACCUCAUCACCACCAAGAUAGGAGAAGAAUAAGAGCUAGGCUCCGCUCCCGCAGUUGAAAACCGCUUUCCCGUUGGUUUGAUACGAUAGAAUUCUAUCUAUGAAGGCUUGUUUGUAAUUUCAUUUGUGCUAAGAUCAUUAUUUUUGAAGUUUGGUUGUAUUUGUCCUAGUUUCCUUGUUCAGAUUCAUUACUUGUAAAAAACAGUUAGAAUAUAUUCUAGUAGUAUUAGAUUGUUGUCU
This is a messenger RNA of Rhododendron vialii, 1848 nucleotides long. RefSeq lists its product as uncharacterized. The record is from RefSeq and is a predicted model, not a curated record. Bases 1 to 438 code for a protein of 145 amino acids. The transcript has 3 exons. Lineage: Eukaryota; Viridiplantae; Streptophyta; Magnoliopsida; Ericales; Ericaceae.